Molecule: messenger RNA, 1296 nt
Organism: Eutrema salsugineum
Lineage: Eukaryota; Viridiplantae; Streptophyta; Magnoliopsida; Brassicales; Brassicaceae
Exons: 2
Coding region: 131-697 (188 amino acids)
Molecular function (GO): protein binding
Source: RefSeq, a predicted model, not a curated record
GGUUUAAGCCAAAGAAACCAAAACCUACUGAAAAAAAAGUAGAAACCACCACUCCCAAAUUUCCUCUUCCCCAAAAAAUACUCCCAACAAUUUGAAAUUCGAGAAGCUUCUUUCGAAGAAACCCCUAAUAAUGGUGACCGCUGCUAAAAAUCCGGCAACGAAGAACGGCGGAAGCAGUCUCAAGUUCCUCUGUAGUUACGGCGGCAGAAUACUUCCUCGUUCAAUCGACGGGAAGCUCCGUUACGUCGGAGGUUUCACCAGAGUGCUCUCCGUUAACCAUUCCAUCUCUUUCACAGAGCUGAUGGUGAAAUUAGAAGAAUUCUGUGGAUACUCCGUUGAUUUGAAGUGCCAAUUACCAAACGGAGAUCUCGAGACGCUAAUCUCCGUCAAAUCAGACGAGGAUCUCGCGAACAUCGUGGAGGAAUACGAUCGCGUCCACGGAGGCAAGAUCCGAGCAAUUUUGUCGCCUCCUAAGCUCAUAUCGCCACCAUCGAGCGCCGGCGAUCUGUCGCCGAAAUCUCCGUUCUCCGUCGUGGCUUCUUCGCCACCGAAAUCUCCGACGCUUCUACAUCCUCGGUAUUGUGUGGCUCCGAUGGAGAAUCUUCCAAGUAGAAUAUUCCGUAUGCGAGCGGAGGAAUAUUCUCAUUGCUGUAAAUGCCGUGUGCACAACCGAGACUCCAAGCUUAUCUGGCAUUGACGGUGACCGUCAAAACAAGAAUCAGAGUUUUUUUAAAAAUAAUUUUGAAGGGAGAUAAAAUUUAGGCUUUUUAUAUAAAGGUCGAUGAUGUGUUUGGUUGUGAUGAGAUAUUAAGGAAAUUACUGAAAUUUUGAGGUCGGGAAUAUGAGACGGAGAAGAAGACGGAAAUUUUUUACCGGCCGUUUAUCUUCCGUUAUCUUUGCUGUUAAGAUAUGUGGGAAACGUACAACGUCUGUUUUUUUCAAUACGUGGUACGUUACGACCGUUCCAGACGUGGAACGUGUCGAAGUCAGAAGCGAGAGCACGUGUGUGUCUCGUGGGUCAGUGGUGUAUUUCCUCACACGUGUAUGCUUAGACUCUGACGCAGUGACGCUGAGUUUUUUUUUUUCUUUUUUUUUCCUUGGCUCUCCUUUUCUUUUUCUUUUUAUUUAUUUUUUUUGUUAAAUGUUUGUUUCCCUUGUAUCCCUUUUUGUAUUUUGUAUAUUAAUUUGGUAUUUGUCGUUUUACAUCUAUGUCUAGUCAGACUAGCGUAGGAAUGAAUAGUUUUUGUCCAGUUCAGUUAUACUUUUCUCAAAGCAAAAUCCAUAUUAUACAUCCGA